AUGAGAAACCCCGGAGUCCAAAAAGAUGUUUCAGUUUCCCAAGGGGUCCGCGCCAUGUUUUACAUGAUGAAGCCCAAUGAAACGUCUUUCCAAACCGUGGAAGAGGUGCCAGAUUACGUAGAGAAGGCAACUCCGUUUUUCAUUUCCUUGAUGCUGCUUGAAUUGCUUGUGAGCUGGAUUCGCAAAGGGAAGCCGUCAGGCCGUCUGGAUGAUGCCUUAACAUCCAUAUCUGCUGGUGUUCUUUCACGGCUUCCCAAUCUGUUUUUCAGGAGCAUUGAACUGACCAGUUACAUUUAUGUCUGGGAAAAUUAUAGACUCCUUAGUUUGCCUUGGGAUUCCCCAUGGACUUGGUACUUGACCUUCUUAGGAGUUGACUUUGGCUACUACUGGUUCCAUCGCAUGGCUCAUGAGGUUAACAUUAUGUGGGCUGGACACCAAACUCACCACAGUUCUGAAGACUAUAACUUAUCCACAGCAUUGAGACAAUCUGUCUUGCAGAUAUAUACUUCCUGGAUUUUCUACUGUCCCUUGGCUCUCAUCAUCCCUCCAUCAGUAUAUGCUGUUCAUGCUCAGUUCAAUCUUCUUUACCAGUUCUGGAUCCACACAGAGAUAAUUAAUAACCUUGGUCCUUUGGAACUGAUUCUUAAUACUCCAAGUCAUCAUAGAGUCCAUCAUGGUAGAAACCGUUAUUGCAUAGACAAAAAUUAUGCCGGUACUUUGAUUAUAUGGGAUAGAAUUUUUGGAACUUUUGAGGCAGAAAAUGAAAAAGUUGUAUAUGGCCUCACACAUCCCAUUAAUACGUUUGAACCAUUCAAGGUGCAGUUCCACCAUUUAAUGUACAUUUGGACGACAUUUUGGACCACACGUGGAUUCUUCAACAAGUUUUCUGUCAUAUUUAAAGGACCAGGAUGGGGCCCAGGUAAACCAAGACUGGGGCUGAGUGAAGAAAUCCCAGAAGUCACUGGAAAAGAAAUUGCCUUCUCAUCUCCAGCAUCUCAAUUGCUGAAGAUAUAUACUGUUGUUCAGUUUGCUCUGAUGCUUGCAUUUUAUGAAGAAACUUUUGCUAAUAAAGCUACAGCUUCCCAGAUCACUCUCCUUCUGAGGAUUUGCUUCAUUAUCCUGACAUUGACCUCCAUUGGAUUUCUUUUGGAUCAAAGACCUCAGGGAGCUAUGCUGGAAACUUUCCGCUGCUUAUUUUUCCUCACAAUGUGUGAAUUUGGUCACAUGAAGCCUUUUAUCCCUUCCUUAUCAUUGGCUUUUGAGGUGAGAGCGUGGCUCGCUAAUAAUCCUGAGGACAUGCAGUCUCAGAGAAAAGCAGCUCGCUGGUGGAGGAUUACCACCGGGCUUCAUCACCUGCCACUCACAAAUGCCCUGUUUCAGUGGCAUCCUGUCUUGCUUGUGCUUACAUAA
Messenger RNA from Elephantulus edwardii (Cape elephant shrew), 1410 nucleotides. It is a transcript of the gene AGMO, whose product is annotated as alkylglycerol monooxygenase. Bases 1 to 1410 code for a protein of 469 amino acids. The transcript has 13 exons. Gene Ontology annotation, molecular function: oxidoreductase activity; iron ion binding. Gene Ontology annotation, biological process: lipid biosynthetic process. Gene Ontology annotation, cellular component: endoplasmic reticulum. The record is from RefSeq and is a predicted model, not a curated record. Lineage: Eukaryota; Metazoa; Chordata; Mammalia; Macroscelidea; Macroscelididae.